AUGUCCGUUCGCAUGUGGCAGGUCAUAGAAGAGGAGGAUCGCUACCAGGUGCGCCUGCUUUGGAGUUCGAUGCACGACAGACUUACAGUGUCAAAUACCUCUAUCCAGAACGCGCAAGGCUUAAGCAGGCAACGCGGCGCUGUGGGCGAGCCGAUUCUGCCUUUGGGCUUCCGCGAGGCAAGCAAAAAGAUCAGUAGCAUGGCGUCCGUGGCGCAUAAACUCAAGGUGCCAUCAAACCACAGUAUGAUGGAUAUCGCCGCCACGAUCGAUUCCCCCACUGUACAGUCAGCAAAGCCAGUCGACUCGGCGAAUGUCUUUUCGCUUUCUUGA
Molecule: messenger RNA, 330 nt
Organism: Gamsiella multidivaricata
Lineage: Eukaryota; Fungi; Mortierellomycota; Mortierellomycetes; Mortierellales; Mortierellaceae
Exons: 2
Coding region: 1-330 (109 amino acids)
Source: RefSeq, a predicted model, not a curated record